Olea europaea var. sylvestris is the source of this 777-nucleotide messenger RNA. Its product is annotated as non-specific lipid transfer protein GPI-anchored 1-like. The record is from RefSeq and is a predicted model, not a curated record. NCBI's taxonomy places the organism in Eukaryota, Viridiplantae, Streptophyta, Magnoliopsida, Lamiales, Oleaceae. The coding region runs from base 103 to 642 and encodes 179 amino acids. The transcript is spliced from 2 exons.
CCCUCAUUAAAAACUCCGGCCCCGCAGCACCGCCCACCCUUCAAUUUUCACCAUUAAAUCUCACAUCCCCCAAUCUAUCUAACAAAAGGGAUUCUCAAAAUCAUGAAGGAAUCAUUUUUCUGUAUCUGCUUCUUCUUAUUCAUCCUGAACGUUUGUGGUUUGGUGGCUUCAACUUCACUAUACGAGCAAUGCAGCAAAGAGUUUCAGAAGCUGAGCCCCUGCCUCCCCUUCGCCACCGCCAAGGCGGCGGAGCCGACCAAAGACUGCUGCGAUAUGGCGGCGAGUAUAAGGGAUAGCCACCCGGCAUGUUUAUGUUAUAUUAUACAGCAGAUUCAUAAUGGUAGCAAUCCUGAGAUAAAGAACUUGGGAGUCCAAGAAGCUCGUUUGCUUCAGUUGCCUUCUGCUUGUAAAUUAGCCAACUCUAGCGUCAGUGAAUGCCCAAAACUCCUAGGUCUACCUCCGAAUUCCCCAGGAGUUGCCAUCUUCACCAAUUCUUCCAAUGCAGCAGGCAGAGGGACAUCAUCACCAGCAACCUCGGAUUCUUCAAAUGGAUUCUGGCAUCAACCUCGAAUUGAAGGACCGAUGGCAAUUGCAAUGUCCAUCUUCCACUAUGCAUUCUCACUGGGGCUUUUGUUCUAUUAGGGAGAAUUUUUUUUUUUUAGGCACCUCUAUGUUUCUAAUCAUACUUGCUAGGGCCACAGAAAUAAUUAUUAUUAGUAGCUUCUUCUCUCUUUAUCUUUGGUCUAUUCGUGCCAAUGAAAUGGUGUGUUAUAUCAU